AUGGCUCCAACGAGGAAAAGUAAGGGUCGCCAAAAGGUUGAGAUGACUAAAAUGACAAAAGAAAGUAACUUACAAGUUACUUUCUCCAAACGCCGAUCUGGCCUUUUUAAGAAGGCCAGUGAAUUAUGCACACUUUGUGGUGCUGAAAUUGCUAUAAUAGUCUUCUCUCCUGGGAAAAAGAUGUAUUCCUUCGGCCAUCCUGGUGUUGAAUCAAUUAUAGAUCGGUUUCUUACCGGGAACCCUUUACCCCACUCUGGUGCACUGCAGCUCUUUGAGGCUCAUCGUAGUGCAAAUGUUCGUGACCUUAAUAUGCAACUCACUCAAGUUCUCAACCAACUAGAGGGUGAGAAGAAGCGCGGAGAAGCACUUACACAGAUGAAGAAGGCCAGCCAAGCACAAUAUUGGUGGGCAGCUCCGAUUGAGGAGCUUAGCUUCGAACAACUCGAGCUUCUGAAGGUGUCGCUAGAAAAUCUUAAAAGGAAUGUUGAAAUGCAUGCAGACAAGCAUAUGAUGGAGGCAUCGAAUCCUCUGACUUUUUUUCUUUCGAGUUCUGUUGGAGCAGGUGUGCCUUAUGAUGCGCACAUUGCUGCAUUUGAUCCUCUUAACUUUAACUUUGGUUAUGGGGGUCAUUUGCACUAA
Molecule: messenger RNA, 639 nt
Organism: Vitis vinifera (wine grape)
Lineage: Eukaryota; Viridiplantae; Streptophyta; Magnoliopsida; Vitales; Vitaceae
Product: agamous-like MADS-box protein AGL62
Exons: 1
Coding region: 1-639 (212 amino acids)
Biological process (GO): positive regulation of transcription by RNA polymerase II
Molecular function (GO): protein dimerization activity; RNA polymerase II cis-regulatory region sequence-specific DNA binding; DNA-binding transcription factor activity, RNA polymerase II-specific
Source: RefSeq, a predicted model, not a curated record